AUGAUCACACCGUCCGAGAACCCACGUGCCCCAUGGCGCGAUCUCCUUGACUCUCAUCUUGAACAAACACCUGGAUAUGAAUUCACAGUAGCAACAAUCGGCUACAAUGCUCAACAACGUCCUGUGCCUCGCCUGCGGACUUGCGGCUGUCGUGGUUUCUUCCCAGAGCUUGAGCUUCACCCUAAGGGCCAGGAAGCUAUGGAUCAGCAAGUGGAAGGCGGUGGUAAUCCACCCGUAUUCGAAAGCGAUCUGAUAUCAUUUACCACUGAUGCUCGAAUGGACAAGCUUCCUCAACUGGAGUCCUCGGGUCAUGCGAUUGAGGCCGUGUUCUGGCUGAAGGGUCUCAUGACUCAGUGGCGCAUCAAGGGGACGGCAUAUGCAAUUGGCAACCCAAGCGGAGAAGAUGCAGAAGAGAAGAUAUCUCGAACAGAGAUAAGAAAGGAAUUGAGGGCGAAGGGUGGUACUGACAGCGACAUUGCGAAGUGGACAUGGGAAAAGGCUGUCACAAAGUACUUUGCAAACCACUCUCCUAUUGCAAGAGGUUCUUUCCGAAACCCUCCCCCUGGACAACCUAGAUCCUCAACUCCCAGCCAACUAGAUCUCAAACUGGGUCAACAGGUUCUGGACCUCCAUGACCCUGUUGCACGGGCAAAUUUCCGAGUUGUCGUCAUUCGACCCGAGGAGGUUGAGCGUCUAGAUCUUACUGAUCAAGAGAACGGCAAAAGAUGGAACUGGACAUUGACUGACGGAAACGAUGGUUCCCGGUGGAAUGAGGUUGAGUUAUGGCCGUGA
Molecule: messenger RNA, 792 nt
Organism: Penicillium expansum
Lineage: Eukaryota; Fungi; Ascomycota; Eurotiomycetes; Eurotiales; Aspergillaceae
Exons: 2
Coding region: 1-792 (263 amino acids)
Molecular function (GO): FMN binding
Source: RefSeq, a predicted model, not a curated record